Messenger RNA from Colossoma macropomum (tambaqui), 4277 nucleotides. RefSeq lists its product as uncharacterized. NCBI's taxonomy places the organism in Eukaryota, Metazoa, Chordata, Actinopteri, Characiformes, Serrasalmidae. The coding region runs from base 1287 to 4277 and encodes 996 amino acids. The record is from RefSeq and is a predicted model, not a curated record. The transcript has 5 exons.
UAGACGAAAACUGUUAAGAGCAUUGUUUUCUUUUUUUUUUUUUGGUUCUUGCUUUCUUGCUGCAGCACCAGUCAUUGCUUCUUAAUUUGACAUUGUAAAACUCAGCAUGGUAGUAUUUAGUAUUCAGAUUGCCAGUUACCCUUAAUUAUUGUGAUGACAUGAGCAGAGUUUAUCAGUCUCUAUCAGUGUUAAAGUCUGUUUUUUACGUCAGUUUAUUACAAAGCAGCUAAUUAUCGCUUCUUUAAUGGCAGGAUUUUUUGCUGAUAAGUCUACACCUCAGUACUGGCAUUGUAUUUUUUCUUGUUUGAAUUCAUUUUUCAAAAAAAUGCUGUGUUGAAAACAUAAUGACAUUCAAUAAACCUUUUUUGAGGUAUUUGGUUUUAUGUUUCCUUUUUUGAAUUUACAGUUUUUUGAAAAUAUGCAUUAUUAAUGAUUUGUGAAUAAUUAUGUGGGAUAUGGAGCUGUUGUUGACUCUGGAACGGAUCCGGUGCAGAUGCAACAAGUCAGGGCCGGAUCCGUUCCAGAGACAGCUGCUUAUAUCAAUUUGAGCUUGGACCUCUUCUGAACUGGGUCUGUGCCACAUUUGGGCCAGAUAUGAAGAUAAAAUUCAGACCUGCACCAAUUCAGGGCCAGAUGUAACGCUGUUCUUUGCUCAUCUGGGACAGUUUUUAAUCUGUUUUGGCGCAGAUCCGUAAAACAGAUCAGUUCCGGUAUUGGGCCGUUGUGCAAAAAGACACCGGGCUGUUGCGGAUCUGGACCGGGUGCAGCGCUACAUUUGGCGCAGUGUACAUUUGUUGUCUGGGUAGGGAGUAGGGAGCGAUUUGAGACGGAGCUAAAAAGAGAACGCGCCCGUUCGCCCCGCUGAAACUCUCAGCAGUGAACAGCAAUAAACUCCAACCAGCACCGAUAAACAUCGCCGAACGGCUUAGAGAUGAUCAAUAAAAACUACGGGUUUUAUUUAAUGGGGUUUAUACAAACACAUAGGCACGCGCACACACACACACACAUACAUAUAUAUAUAUAUAUAUAUGUAUGUGUGUGUGUGUGUGUGUGCGUGCGUGCGUAGAGUAGAGUCUGGUUUCCAUAGUAACCGAGCAGCGUCUGUGACGUCACAAAGGGGCGGGGCCUUCUUAUAAAUAGCGGGACUUUUCAGCCUCGUGUUCAGUCGGUUUGUUGACCUCAUAGAGUUCGGAUGUGCGACGUCGUUUAUCCAGAACCCAAAGUAUUCUCAGACAGAACAGCGCGGAUCUUCUCCCGUACACAACCAGAUAAAAGGAGAGUCUAACAUGGCGGAGAAAGCUCUUCGUAAUGCAGCAGCAGGUUCUCUCUCGGAGCCUUGUGACUCUGCUAAGUCUCAGGACGUCUCCCGUUUCCUACAGAGCCUGACUGAUCGGCAACUACAAGUGAUGCUAGGCGGAAUGCAUCAAAUGUUCACGAGGGAAAAAAUCACCAGAAUGAACACAAACAUUGAGAAGAUUCUGACCACAGCAUCACAGAAGGUCGUCAUUCCGAAGCUUUGUGAAGUUCUAAAUAUGGAUGCCAGGUCGCUUUUCCUUAAGAGACCAGGAUCCUCAAACCAUUCUUUGGUGUCAGUCACCAAAGAAGUUAUGAAUGCCAUUGUGAAGACCGUCAUUGACACUCUUGAUGCAAAGAAAGAUUCUCACAUGCUUGAGCUUCGUAGAAAUGUGACAGACCAGCUCCUGGCAUCUUCAUGUGGGUCUGUUGAGCCCAGCGCUAAGAAUCUGACGUCCAAAGAUCAGGCACAACUUCGUGAAUGUGCAAAAGAUGUCAUUCUUGAGGUCUGCUCCAUCUAUCAAGCCAAAGAACUCAAGAGUGCGUCAGAUUUGUCUUGCCCUCCAAAGAUGAGCGUCACGGAUUUUGUUGAAUGUUUACUAUCCGAGCUGGGUGACACAACAACAUCCUCUCAGAGUUCACCGAUCAGUGACGAUAUCAGCUCUGAUUCAGCCUGUGGUGCAAGCAAAAGCAUGGCUGAUAAAGCACCUAAAAGAGCUAAGUCCUUUCACAGAAUUCCCAGCCUUAUGAAACUGUCAAAUAUGGCUUGCAAGAUGGAGACUUCCGUUCCUGGACAAACUCUGAGGAACGCGUCCUUAUAUGCCAAAAUCUUUGUGGAUGAGCUGUUAGUCCAACUGGACUCAUUUACAAAGUCUGAGGUAUCUGAGGAUGAUCAGUCAGUACUUGGACAAUGUUCCUCUGAUACAUCUCUCAUGUCUGAGUUGCUUGUAGACCAUUUAAUGGCUUACAUUCAAGAGGUCUCAGGUCCAUCCUUUGGAGACGGCAUACCUGCCACUGCUCUGGAUCGUCAGGUACCUUCUUUCCUUCAAAGCUUCUCAGCUAAGAGCUUCCAAAAAAUCCAGCAUGAGGAUACACGGACCAAGGCAGCUCAGGAAGUGAGUAAAAUCUUACUCAAGUCUUCAAGCUUCCUUGUAAGCCAAAGAGAUUGCAGUGUGGAACCAACUCCGUCUGAAUGUUUGGUCAAGGCAUUCGACCUCGUCGAUUCUGUCAUUGAUGGAAUUUGUGAACAUCUGGAUUCCACGAUAUUAUCCGAUGGUUUGAAAGAAACACGUUCUGAACCUUUGGAUUGGAUGGAAUCAGGUGUUGACGCCUCUGAAGGGAUUCUGUGGUACACUGCGUGUACUACUUACAACAGUGCGAUGAGACACCUAAGGGAUUUUUCUGCAAAGUAUCAGCAGAAAGCACCUAAGGUCGAUCUUUCAGAGAUCAGUGUUGGGGGAACUGUUGACAAGACAUUUCUGGCAAAUAAAGACCACCUUGGCUUGUUGUUGUCAAAUGAUCGCAGCUCAGAGGAACCAAACAUGGACAAACUUUCUUUAGAUCCAGACAGAUCUCGUCAUAUUGUGUCAUCUGAGCACACUGUUUUACUUCCUGGGACCCCUACUCCUGAGUCAUCUAAGGGUAGAGGUAAGAUAUCACACCUUCAAAGACCAUUAGUGAUGGAUGAACAUGAGCCACCCAAGAGCAGAGAGAGAGUUUCAAUGGCCUCUUUACUGGGCACCAUGAUGGCCUCCCUGGGUUUGCAGAGCUCAGGUGCUUUUAACUCUCUUGAGGAGUUAGCUGCAGCAGCAAAAAGAGUGGAGGACCUGUUUUCCACCGCAGCCCCUCAGGAGUUCGCCAAAAUGGUGCAGCUCAUACUGAUGGACAGAUUAACUUCUCUGAACAUGUCAGAGUCUGUUCUUGGCACGAGAAGACGGCAGAAACACACUGACCUACAACGGUCCUUUGCUUCUGAGUUUCUUGUCGAAUUCGCAGACGAGUCGGUAAAAUGUUUGCUCAUGUCUUGCAUGGCCCCUCGACCAGCUUCUACCACUGCUAAAGACAUUCCAAGUCUGGUCAUGCCCUUCAGAGUCACUCCUGAGAGUUUUGAGAUCUCAAGACCCCCAUCUGAGGUGUUUGCUGACACAAUGGAUCUGUUGUCCAAAGUAAUUGUGAACAGCGUGAUGGACAAAGUGUCGGCACUGUCUGAUCAUGAGUUGAAUGCUGUGGAUUCAAAUGCUGAAGAGACACCUGAAAGUGACUCACACAGCUCUGAAAAACUCAAGACAUCUCCUCCAACCAUUUCCGUGGAUGCUCUCCAUUGUUGCAUACGUGCAAUAUUACACAAAGUACAGGAGAUGUCAUCCACUGGGGUUCAUGGAUCUCCUCUCUUAAUUGAUGAGGACCAGGUCCAGAAUGUUACGGACACAGUCAAAGGAAUUUUAGCCCUUUUUACUGCUGUCACAGUAGAAGAUGGAGAACAUGCUCUCAAAAAACUUCACCGCUCCAUCAUUGAUACUGUGUAUGCAGAGGUUCUUCGGAGAAUCGGAUCCGAAAACCAGCUCAUUGAAGCUGUAAAAGCCCAGAGUGAGCUGUUGGCAGGAUCUCUGGCAGUCUCCAUCGUUAGGGCAAUUAAGAAUGCAGACCCUAAAGACUUGUACCGUCCUACGUCGGUUAAGUCUGGUUCCUCUCCCUCUAUCAAAGAGGAACCUUUGGUCUCCAGCCAGACCAUUGACGAUGUUUUGUCACCAAGCCAAGUGUCAAGCAGAUGCUUGCUUCAGUCGGACACAAAGGAUCAAGCCAGCCUGGCAACUUGGCUGGUUCUUCGAAAUCUGGCGCAGUCAGCAACACCUUCAUUAGACCUGACAAAAGAAGCGAGCUCCAAGGAUCCGAAAGAGCUGAUUGAAAGAAUUCUCAGCGAGUUCUCUGCAUCCUCUGGUGCUGCAAAGCUAGAGGAAGUUCUAAGCGACAACGCCCUCAUGUGA